Oikopleura dioica is the source of this 2451-nucleotide messenger RNA. Lineage: Eukaryota; Metazoa; Chordata; Appendicularia; Copelata; Oikopleuridae. The record is from the annotation of a GenBank genome assembly.
AUGCAACGAGAUCACUCGGAGACUGAACAGCUCAAGUCAAAAGUGGCUCUUCAAAAGAUGGCAAGGCCGAUGCCAACCGAUGACUUUGUUAGCGAUAUGGAUCGGCGAAAACGAGUGCGGGAGAUUUUACUACAUAUUUUGUCAAAGCUCAAAGUCAAGGACCCGACCAAUUUCCUUCAUCAGAAACCAUGUUCUCUUCUUUAUCCAAACUACCCUUUCAAUGCCCACUAUGACAUGACAAAUGUAGCGGAUAAAGUGAAUAAAAUGUGCUUUUUCAAUAUUCAUCAGUUUCGUCAGGCAGUUUCCAAGGUCUGCAAGUGUCAGACAGACUUCUUUCCAUCAAACACGAUUCGUCACAAGUUUGCGCUGAAAUUCGACCAGUUUGCCUACAAGAUCACAGCUUAUCGAAAUCUUCUUGACUAUUGCGAGGAAAUAGGAAUCGACGAAGAACUCCCCAAACGCCAGCUUCGCGAUAUUCUCGUCGGUAACCAGAUCGAUACGGAGCUUCCAAUCUCGCCGAAAGAUGAACAAGAGGAUGAAUAUUUCUCCUCUCAAAUGUCCAUGGCGAUUGAGCAAAACGUUGGGUCUCCACUUGCGCCUGGCGAAACAAGACUCAACAUUCUACAAGCAGAUGCUCAACCUACUGUAUAUAACAUGGAUGGGCGACCAAUGACACUUGCUGAUAUAACAGGCCGCGUUCAUGGUGCUGCAGAAUUUUCAAAGAAAACACGAACGAUUGAAGACCGAGCCUUCUUGAAAAGUUACAUGAGUUACGGACCGUACUCUUCAUUUGCACCGGUCUUCGACUCCCGAAAUGCAACACUAGACAAGAAAAUGACGGAUAUGAUGAUAGGCACACGAAAAGACCCAUUUCGAGAAGACCUCGAAAAGAUCGCUAAUGCUGAUGAAUUCACGAUCACUGACUAUCUAGCAAAGUCAAGUUUGGGCAAUGAAAACGCGGAGAAAGAACUGCUUGAUGAAUUGACUUAUCACGAGCCAAAGGCGGAUCAGCUUGAAACCCUCAAGGACCUUGGCAUCGACAUCAGCUUCUUGGAUGCGUUUAAACCUGGUGCAUCUGAACGUGUCGAAAACAUUCAGAGCCUUUUGGAUUACAUUGCUGAUGUUAUUCCUAAACUUAGGAAAGGGUCGUCAACUUUCUCUAACGUAAUCAUACCGAUCUAUAAUUCAUCGGCUAAACAAGAGCGCUUGUAUCUCCUUUACUUCGCCAACGAUCCCAGCCCUGAGAAUAAAGAGAACGGCACAGUCGAGCAUCCCAAACAGAUAUUGACCAACAAAUUUUUAUCGACAGGACUUACGAUUUUAUUGACGAAGAAUUAUCAAGUUUCGGCUAUUUGUUUCCAUGUGACCCGAGCAAUAACCAUCAUCCACUCCCAGUCAGAAGUCGCUGCUAAAGAGAAAAUGAAUACGAUCGCAGCGAAAAUCAUCAUACUUGUUAUUUUACUGAUCGAUGGGUUGAUCUUUGGCCACUUGAGUCUUGGAAUUAAGUGGUGGAUGGAUAGAAAGCAUGGCAAACACCAUAGUAGAACAGAUGGAAAACAUCAGAAAUCAGAGUCGAUCGCCUUUCUCAAUUGUUUCGCGGCCGGCAUCUUCUUUGCCACUUGUAUGCUACACAUGCUGCCUGAGGUAUCCGAAAGUAUGAAAGAAGAAUUCGAGGUCGAAUAUCCACUCGCGGAGGUAACAGCUGCGAUCGGCUUCUUUUUCGUCUUGAUGCUCGAGCAGCUCGUCACUUCCUACUGCAUCGCAAAGAACCACAAAGACAUCACUUCAAAAAGCACGCAGAGUAAUCUACCGGUCCGGGCGAAUAAUGAACCAGACGUUAGAGCGAAGCAAGUUCAAGUUGAUAUUCUGACAAAUUCAAAUGUUGUCCAAAGCCCAAAAUCUCAGCCAAUCGACCCAAGCUACCAGAUCAAUGUUCAAAGCGAAGAAGACGACCAUGGCCACUUUGACAUGACAAGUCAGUCAAAAAUGAGGACCCUGAUUCUGGUGGGCGCGCUGAGCUUGCAUGCGAUCUUCGAAGGGCUUGUUUUUGGGCUUUCUAGUGGCGAAGUUGGAGAUAUUUUGGGGACAAUGUCUGCUGUGCUUAUUCACAAGUCAAUAAUUGCGUUUUCGACGGGGAUGCAGCUUGUUUCCUCGGAGAUCGAGCAUGCUUACCUAUGCAGCGCAAUUUGUAUUUUCUCAAUGAUGGCCCCGCUGGGUGUCGGAAUCGGAAUUCUAAUAACAAGUUUGGGCGGAGAAACGAUAGGUGCUCUUAUUGCGGUUUUGGAGAGUUUUGCUACGGGAACGUUCUUUUACGUCACGUUUUUGGAACUUGUGCCGCAUGAAUUUGUUGGUAAACAUGUUAAAAAUGGACCUCUAAAGUGCUUCAUCAUGUUCUCCGGUUUCAUGUUCAUGGCGAUAUUCCAGUACAUGAAUCCGGAGGAAGAAGAGUAA